Tinamus guttatus (white-throated tinamou) is the source of this 384-nucleotide messenger RNA. RefSeq names its product scale keratin. Gene Ontology annotation, molecular function: structural constituent of cytoskeleton. Gene Ontology annotation, cellular component: intermediate filament. NCBI's taxonomy places the organism in Eukaryota, Metazoa, Chordata, Aves, Tinamiformes, Tinamidae. The record is from RefSeq and is a predicted model, not a curated record.
UCCACCCACUACAGCAAGAGGUCCUGCUCCGACCUGUACCCUGCGGCCACCGGCAUCGCCGUCCCGCAGCCCAUCGCUGACAGCUGCAACGAGCUGUGUGCCCGCCAGUGCCCCGACUCCACGGCCCUCAUCCAGCCGCCCCCCGUGGUGGUCACCUUCCCCGGCCCCAUCCUCAGCUCCUUCCCACAGCAGGCCGUGGUGGGCUCCUCUGGAGCUCCUGCCUUUGGUGGCUCCCUGGGGCUGGGGGGCCUGUACGGCGCCGGGGCCACCCUGGGCUCGGGGGGCCUCUGCAGCUUUGGCCGACCCUACGCUGCACCUGCCUGCGGCCCCUACCCUGUGCCACGCUACAACAAGAAGCUGUGGGGACCCUGUGGCCCUUUCUAA